CGUAGAAGGAUUGUUUAUUUUCAGAAAACUGCAAGAAAUUAUCUGCAUAAAUGAGAGAGCAGGGCACUAUACUGUGGAUACUGUUCAACACUUUGGCUGCAUCAGUUCACACUUGGCACCUCCAUGAGGCCACCGUGUACUGGGAUGCUGCCCAGAAAAGGGUGAUCCUGAAGCAGGAUGUGAUGGAGACAGAGGGGGGUGCCUAUGGCUACUUCAAUGACACUCUGCAUUUGAGCGGAUGGGGCAUCUUGGAAAUUCGUGCUGGUUAUGGUGGUGGCAAACAGGAAGACGAGACGACUUUCUUCCUGGCCGGCUACCUGGAAGGAUACUUCACUGCUGGACAGAUGUUUAAUCAUUACACCAACUUGUACCCUCAGCUAAUAAAGGACGAGAAGGUUCUGGAUCCCUUGAAAAGAUUCUUCAGCAAACAGGACCAGUGGGCCAGAGAGCAGAUAAAAAUGAGAAAAAACAGCGACCCCCUGUGGAACCAUUUGGGAUUGAUCCUGGCCCAACUGGACGGUCUUCUAGCCGGAGCUGCAUUGUGGGCCAAUAGCAAACACAUGGAGCCUCUGUCGGAGUUCACUGUGCAGUUUCUGAAUAGCGUCGGCGACCUCCUGGACCUUGUCCCUGCUCUGGCACCUCGCCUCAAUUCUUUCAGUACGCCAGGAAUGGGCCACUGCACAGCUCUCAUUAAGGUGACGCCUGGCUUCGAGAACUUGCUGCUGGGCCACUCCAGCUGGUACAAUUAUGCAUCCACCAUGCGCAUCUACAAACACUGGGACCUCAGGGUGUCCGACAAGCACGCGGCCACUGGAAAGAUGUCGUUCAGCAGCUACCCUGGCUUCCUUACAUCUCUGGAUGAUUUCUAUCUGCUUGGUAGCCGCCUACUGAUUACUCAGACCUCCAUCAGUGUCUUCAACGCCUCCUUGUUCUCACAGCUCAGCCCUCACAGCCUGUUGGCCUGGCAGCGAGUCCGCCUGGCCAACAGCCUGGCGAGCAGCGGCGAAGAGUGGGCGCAGAUCUUCUCAAAAUACAACUCAGGUACGUACAACAGCCAAUACAUGGUGGUGGACCUGAGUAAGAUCUCACUCGGUCACAGCAUCAGAACCGGAGCUCUGACCGUUGUGGAGCAGAUUCCUGGGAAAGUGAUGCACUCCGACCAGACCCAAAGUUUACGUGGAGGGUACUGGCCGUCCUACAACAUUCCAUUUCAUGUGGAAAUCUACAACCUGAGUGGAUACAAUGUGCUGUGGAGAAGACAUGGACAGGAUUUCUCCUAUGACCUUUGUCCCAGAGCAAAGAUCCUCCGCAGAGACCAGGCCAAGGUGUUUGACCUCAAGUCCCUCAAGUACAUCAUGAGAUACAACAACUACAAGAGAGAUCCUUAUGCCAAAGGCCACCCAUGUAAAACCAUCUGUUGCCGUAACGACCUGUGACCAAGAAGACCAUGCCCGGGUGGCUGCUAUGACACUAAGGUGACUGACUACCAGAUGGCUCUCCAGCUAGCGGCGGAGGCAAUAAACGGUCCCACAACGCAGGGGGGGUUGCGACCAUUCACAUGGCUCUCCUUCAACCUCACCGCUCACGAGGGCCUUCCUCAUAAGUACAACUUUACUUUUGUCACCAUGAGACCCGCUUUGCAGCAGCCCUGAACGUCGCAUCUCUCCACUCCAUAUGAAACACUGUGAUAACCAUUCCGUUUGUGUGCUAACAUUCAAACAGCCAUUGCAGAUUAGGCAGCUAUUUGCACGUAAGGCAAUGCGCUGUUCCCCAGAGGGAAGCCAUGCUGUUGACCUUUUCCUCCAGCAUCAGCAGCAAAUGUUCACGUUUUACUGUCAGUGAAGUGUGAUGACGGGGGGGGGGGGGGCUUGUUCGACAUAUGGGUAUAGACUAUAUAGACCAUAUUAUCCAAUGAUAUAGCUUUCUUUUUGUGAUUAGAAGUUAGAGUAGAAUAGAAUACCUUAAUAUCAUUGUACAUGUGUGCAACGGGACUUGAAUGCAACACUUUUUAUUUCACUAGAUUAAAACAGCUAACGAUAAAUCACAUCCAUUUCCUAAUAUUUCUGGUAUGUAUUCAUCAAUAACAGAUAAUAACCUUAAAAACCAAG
Doryrhamphus excisus (bluestripe pipefish) is the source of this 2108-nucleotide messenger RNA. RefSeq names its product phospholipase B domain containing 1b (gene plbd1b). Gene Ontology annotation, molecular function: glycerophospholipase activity. Gene Ontology annotation, cellular component: extracellular region. NCBI's taxonomy places the organism in Eukaryota, Metazoa, Chordata, Actinopteri, Syngnathiformes, Syngnathidae. The record is from RefSeq and is a predicted model, not a curated record. Gene Ontology annotation, biological process: phospholipid catabolic process.